Messenger RNA from Pseudo-nitzschia multistriata, 3075 nucleotides. The record is from the annotation of a GenBank genome assembly. Lineage: Eukaryota; Bacillariophyta; Bacillariophyceae; Bacillariales; Bacillariaceae.
AAGCAAAUAAAUAGCAAACCAGAAACAGAGGCAAGCMACGUUCUGCACCAUGUCACGGAAGAACAAAAAGAAGAAAAGCAAAAACAAGGGAAAUGCUCGGUUCGGCCGCGAGCGGCGUCCCCUCAACGCUGCAACCCCCUCCCAAUCGAAUCCCCAGGAUCCCAAGCAAAAUGAGGCCACUCCGCUGCCUUGGGAGAACCUGAAAAAGGCCGAUCUCGGUAAAGGAUUCCCAACGGUUUAUUGUCGGUACAAGGCAGCGACAAAUCGGUUCGUUGCAUACUUGAUCGAACAGUGCCCUUCCGUAAUGGGACAACGGGAGGGCAGCAGCAACGACAACUACGCCAUCGAUUCCCUCAUGGAAGCCUCCGAUAUGUUGGCCAACACCGUUCACACAAUAGAUCGAUACGUCCUCAGUGACCUGAAGCUAGCGAUCCGGAUCCGCUCAAAGGUUGCCAGAUCGGUAUACGGUGGAGGUGAUAUAGGCCACAAGUACUUUUUGGAUGUUCUGAUCUAUUGCUGGUCAGUUUUGAAUGCGUUGCCUAAGGUACCAACGGUGAUCAAGGAGGGGGAAGAUAGCUCCGAUGUGGAUGGAGGCCGGAAGAACAUGUUCGAGACCCUAGCAGAAGAAGACAACGAGGACGAUGAAGAUUCCGCUGAUGCAGAAGACGACGUGCGUAUGUUCCCACCUGCACCGGUAGAGCGCCCAUCCUUGUUGCCACAGCCCCUGACACUAGACGAAUUGAUGAAGAGCGACGAGCGCGCUGACUCUAUCUUAUUUCUAUUGGAGCUGGAAAGAAACAUGGAGGCUGUUGUGAUGCAAUACGGAUACGUGGCUUCAAGUUUUGAGUUCUCUCUGGGUAUUUGCUGCCCGGGGAGCGCCAUCGUCAAGAAGCUUCUGGGGGCGGCUGUUGUCACCAGCAUGGCCAUUGAACAGGUUCGCCGGCACGAAAUGGCUCUCAUGAUCCAUCACGAGCAUCUCACGACCCCCUAUCGCGUCCUGGCCACGGUAUUCUUUCCAGAAAUCACGCGUGAAGUAAUGGCGACCGUGCGGGAACACGCCGAAGGCAGCUGCACCGAGAAAGAUGUCACCGUGUACCUGGGGGAUUGCAUCGAGUGCUACUUUCGAACUGCGAGUGACCAAUACAACCGAAAAGACGAAAUUACCCAAGAAUUCUGCGACAAAUGGGAGGUCAACCCGACCGGCACCAAAGAAAUGGAGCAAUAUUUCUGGGCGAUACAUGCAUGCGUGAAUUACGAGCUCGGCAUGGGAUCCAAAACUGAGGAUGGCGACUUGGACGAGCGACAGCAAAUGUCCGACGGAGUCCUCCCCGAGCCCUAUAGCUGGUUCAGGGGUAUGCCGGCCAUCGGCGGGGAUCGAGCCAUCCACCACACACUGCGCCUCCUACAGGGCUUUCGGAACGCCAUCCACAAUAGCCCUCGCGACUGUCUCCCAAUGCCGAUCCGCGGCUUCUUUGGAAAGUUCCCCUGGAUCCCACGCAAGAGAAAAAUCCGGGACCUUGACGGGCUGCUCAUGACCGACAUCCUACCGGGCUGGACGGAAAUGUUCUUCCGUGGGGUGCUCGAGGAGACCAAAUUACCCCGCGAGGACGAACUUUGCCCCUUGAUAGGCCUCAUGCGGACCUACGUGGCGGAAUCGGAGAAGCCCGUCUCGUGGUCCAUCGUGUUUGGCAUACACGCAAUGCUCACCGCAAUUCUGGAGGUCGAACCGAUCUUCGACAAGCUGGUGCAGGUUGGAAAGCAGGUCUUUAAGAAUUACUUUUCACAGCUUGAGUGGGCCAGGAAGCUUCUCUGCAUCGACCAUAAGGCCAACUCUCCCGUGCCCAUGCCGGACAGCUGGUGCCAGAAUUUUGAUAGUGUUCGCUCUCUUGAAAAUUUUAGCCAGCCGAGCUUUGGCAACCGAAUGCUCUGGAAUCCUCUAUGCGCUGGAAGUAUUCUCUCCUACCUAUGCUACUAUGGAAACCUCGAGCUCGGCUGCCACAUGAUCGAUUGCAAUUCCCAGCUGCGGAUUGUCCUCUACCUGUACCAUGCCCUGCUGGAAAAUAGUAUUCUCAGUAAAGGGAAGGCCCUCGUGCUGGAUAUGCUAUAUGACAGGUUCCGCCACAGCAAGGCGAUCUGGGGGGGAUCCACCCUACCGAAACGAGGUGAAAUCGUCCGCAGAUUCUGGUUCUGUUUCGGGAAAGACUUCAUCGAUUCCAGGAGACUGUCCGACGACGCAAACCAAACCAUUCGGGCGAUGCAGCUUGGAAAACCACUGACCAAGACUGCCCAUGCUAGCAGCCCCCCGUCCCGGCUGGACAAGCGGAGGGUCGUCCCCAUCAAAGUCUCCGAGGUCUCCAAGAGCUACCGAAGGAUUUGCCACCGCGAUUUUCACGACGUCGUCGACACGCACCACACACCCCAGGAGCGCCGCGAGUAUGAGGGGACAGAUUUCUACCGCUUCGCGGUCCGUGCUAACGACACGAUCGAUGCCAUGAAAGACGAGGAAUUCUUACUAUCCAUGAACCUGAUUUCUUGCGGAGCCGUCGUCGAGCAGUUUGUUGAUAACCUCGGUCGCACGAUGCAGUGGGAACAAAAGAUUUUUGAACCAACGGCUCCGAAAGGCAGUCGGGGGCCGAAGGAGAGGCGGCAGUUCCUUAUCUUUGUCUUUGCGCAGUACCUGCUGGGAGCCCUUGACUUUGCCAAAGACCCCUACAACUUUGAAUUUCUUGAUGUGCCCCUGGGAAAGGCGUCCUCCUCGUUCCAGACGAAAUUUUUUACAGGGCUCAACCCCCAGAACCUGAUUUGGUUCGAUGGCAGGAAUAAGAGCAAGAAUAGGAAGACCACCACCCACUUUUCCACAAUUUGAAAUCAAGCUGCUCCGAGCUCCGCGUGGCCAUUACGACGUACGGAAAAUGCGAUGCAAUUUCGAACUUCUACAACUUACAAUGGCAAUGCCGUUGAGCAUAUUGUUGCUUGCUGAGACACUUGCAGACCCCCACCGUGUCUUUUCGAUAUCUUCGCAUUUCUGUUGCCACUAUUCCUACUAGCACAAUAGCAUUACCCACAACUCAGGCU